Molecule: messenger RNA, 855 nt
Organism: Pseudocercospora fijiensis CIRAD86
Lineage: Eukaryota; Fungi; Ascomycota; Dothideomycetes; Mycosphaerellales; Mycosphaerellaceae
Exons: 4
Coding region: 1-855 (284 amino acids)
Molecular function (GO): methyltransferase activity
Source: RefSeq, a predicted model, not a curated record
AUGCUGCAGUCUAGCUCGACUAGCCUCAUCUCGAGCGCAAGACAGUUCCAUUUCGAGUACGGGCGACGAUAUCAUGGCUACAAUGCGGGCAAAUACCACUUUCCGAACGAUGAGGUCGAGCUCAACCGAAUGGAUAUCGAACACUACAACCAGAAGUUGCAAUUAGAUGGAAAGCUUCACCUUUGUCCGCCGGAUGAUCCUAAGCAGGUAUUGGAUGUUGGGACAGGCACUGGGAUUUGGUGCAUUGAGACGGCUGAUAAGUAUCCUGAAUGCGAAGUUAUCGGGACAGAUCUGAGAUUCCUAAUGGGCUCAAUAACGAGCCAUGCGGAGCUUUACAAGAAAGUAUAUUCAGCCCUCAAGCCAGGAUGCUGGUUGGAAUUGGUGGAGAUAGAGUGCGGUAGUACAUUCAGCGACGAUGACACAGUGCCCAAAGACGCACCUAGCAAGCUCUGGUGGAAACUUCUCGAGGAAGCCUUUGAAAAAAUCGGCAGGCCCAUACCAAAAAUCCAUCGCUUUCCCAAGCUUUUAGAAGACGCUGGUUUCGAAAAUGUUCACUUCCAGAUGAUCAAGAGGCCGGUCAACGACUGGCCUAAGGACCCCAAGAUGAAAGAGAUUGGGAGGUAUUCACGUCUGAACUACCUUGAAGGAUUGGAAGGAUUUACUAUGGCACCCUUCACAAGAGUGCUCGGCUGGACUCCAGAAGAGGCGCAGGUACUGAUUGCUAAAGUGAGGAACGAGACAGUGACGCGGAAAUUUCACGGUUGGCAGAAAGGCGUGGUGUGUUACGCGCAGAAGCCGCUGGGAUCUGCCGCCGUAGCUGGAACUGCAGCGCCUCCCCCCACGAAUCAAGCAUGA